Messenger RNA from [Torrubiella] hemipterigena, 4867 nucleotides. The record is from the annotation of a GenBank genome assembly. Lineage: Eukaryota; Fungi; Ascomycota; Sordariomycetes; Hypocreales; Clavicipitaceae.
CUUCUGAUGUAGUCACAUAUUAUUUAUUAUUCAUGUUUAGUCUUAAUAUAUACAAUGCUCGAGUCUCAUGUAAGUUUGUUUCGUGGGAAUCUGAUGCACGGCCAAAGCGGUAUGCCCAAAAGUUAUGCUUGUCGCCUUUUUGGGCAUAAUUUGAUGAAAAUCCGGGUUAAAUCGUUCUUUCCCACGUGGAGUGGCCGCAAGAAGGGACGCGGGGGCGUGUGUCGUUGCACCAGACGGCGAAUUCGCUCCUAUUGCCAGUACUAUAUGCAGAUUGUAUGCUGCUGCUGCUGCUGCAAAAAAAAAAAGGGAAAACAGCGCAAUAAAGAUGAAUAACGACAGACAGCGGUAGUAGUACUGCUAGGCGGGGAUUUUUUUCCCCUGGUCUGUAGGAUCGCAAAUGGGUAAAUACCAGCGGAGCAUCCUUGGGGACCCAUGCCAUGCCACUAACAAACUGGAGGCUAGCAAACGAGAGCCUGCUGAACAGACAGACCUUUGUUCGGGGAACGGACGGCAGCAGCAAAUAGACUUUCUUGCUUGGUAUUUGACUCGAUGGACAAGCCAGAACCAAGAAAGUAUAAAUCGUACGUUUUCUUGUCCGGCCCGUAUUCCCUUUGAUUCUCUUUGGGGUGCUGUGUGUAGAUGAUCCCCUAAAAGCGGCGCCGGAUUGGUGCCGGCACAGUGGUGCUGUAAGCGCCCGCGCCCUUGCAACAACGCUGAUUGGCUUGUCCGAUCUGGCACGUCACCCACUAAUAUUCCAGCGGGCCCGUGAUUGGCUGACCAGUUAAGCGCCCGCGAUGGGGAGCUAAAGAACCGGGGGGAGGGGUGUGGAGAAACAUCCAGCAGUAAACAACCCAGCAAGCUCUGGUUAAGCUUGAACCGUUUUGCCCAUGGGACACCCACAGCUCUCUUGUUAGCGUUGCGCUCUCUGCCGAGGAAUUCCCAAGCGGAAGCAUUGCAACGCUGCUACUGCAGGGUGAAGCUGCGUCCACAGCCCUCUCCUCGGCGCCGCACUACCACGCCUGCCCUGCUCCCCUCCCCUCCCUGGCUCUGUGUCGAACCUGGUAAAAGGCCGAGGCGGGAGGAGAUUGGAAUGGUGUAGGCUGUGCGCCAAAUGAUCUGCCCUACUCUGCUCUCUGUAAGAGAAAAACGACGGAUAAAAAAAGGCCUCGUUCAGAUGGUGCCGUGUAAAACGGGACGCUGACCAGUUAGUCCCACCCUCAUCAGGCCACUCGUCCCGGGAACGGCAGUCGUCUCGAGCUCUACUUUUUGGUUCCGGUGGCUGAACCUGUCCCGCUUUAGGGCGAUGGCUAUUGCUGCUGCUGCUUCUGGCUGACUCCAUCUUCGACUGCCGAAGGGUUCCUUUUUUGGUGGUCGUACUAGGAGAGCCACUGACUAAAUGGGGGCGGCUGCCGCUGCGUGAUACAGGCUAGUCUAGUGGCUAUCAACCAGGUAGCUGGGUGUGGGACGUCAUGGAUAGAACGCCUGCUGCAAUAUAGCCCGAGCUGCCGUCACCUAUACCUCGCGGACUUGGCUGGCAAUGGCGUUGCACAGGGCUACCUGGAUGCCCGCGCCGGUUAAGACGUGAAUCCACAGCCGCUGUGUCUCGCUUAGCCGGUCGUUUUCGCUUUUGACUUCAACAAACAUGACCUCGCCCUGCUGCUGCUGGGUGUCGUCCGCGGAGACUUUUCCCAUACGCCAUAGAAUUAGAUCCGGGAUCCCUCCUCCGCGCUGCUUAUACUCCUGCGCCAUCACCUUGCACAGGGCUGCCAGCGCGCUGCCAUCAAAGCAUCGCACAAGCUCUGUGAGAUCAUCCACCUGAAAGUCCCAGUUCAGCCCAAUUGCCGCUGUGCGCCGUUCAUGUUCCCGCUCCCACACCUCUCGUAGGAUUCGCUCUGCCUGGCCGUUGGAGAUUUCCACCAGCCGGUGAUUGAUUUCCGAUGCGCGCGCUGGCAUAAAUGCAUCUGUGUGUAAGUCAAGAGGGCAGGUCUGGUACGCUGUUUGGAAUACGUUUGGAAUAUAGAGAAACAAAAUGUCGUAAAACAAGUAAGCAAACAAUGUUCUGACAAUGCCUCCUUCGGCGUGGUAUCCUUUCCAUCCAUCGGUGCGGAAGUGACUGAGACACAUCUCCUCGACGGUGCAUUCGUCCCCCGUGCCGAGCUCGUCCAGCCACAGAGUGCGUGUUGGGGGUGCAGCAGCUCCGGGCUUGAUUGGUAUGUCCUUCUUAAGCUGAAUACCUUUGACUGUAAUCUCAAGUGGCUUUACAAGGCGAACAUGUCCAAAGUCGUGCUGUAGUCGCUUGGGGACUCGCAGCUUCUUCUCAAGCUUGAUAAGCCGCUUUUGCAGUUCGUAGUGAUAAAUGAGAUGGCAGUCUGGAUCUUGAAGGCCGGCCUCGCAUGUUUCUGCCGCUAUUCUGUUCCAAUGUUUCCGUUGGAGGUCCGCAUCAUUUGUUGUAGUAGGGGGCUCUAGUUUAUACAUGUAGUUUUCUUCCAAGAGUGCUUUGCGCUGGUACCAACCGCCACGCCGUGAAAGAUGAAAAAGCCGUUGAUCUAAUAACUCUAUCAGGAGUGACCGCUCCUUUGCAUGAUCCUUUUGUCGCCCAAAUACGUGGGCGCAUUUGGAAAUGAUUCGUGUAUAUGGGUGCGCUGGGUUAAACCGUCGGAGAUAUGCCCCUUCGCCGGUGUCGUAGACAGUCCUUUCUUUUUCAGUCUCCUCCUUGAUGAGAUUUUGCCACCUUGGGUAUACAUUGACGAACAGCUGCAUUAUUCUUUCGCAACCAGCCUCAAAGACGGCACCACUACCCUCCAGAUUGGCAUCUACAUCGGCUUCCAGGCGAAUGGCGGCCUCAUACUCGAUAAGGUGGGCACGCGAAGAAAAUAUCGUCGAUGUGCGGCAGACCAGAUAUUCAGGAAAGUUCCUCCGAGCGAUUUUGGCAAGAAUAAUGGUCAUUAGCGAUUUCUCAGUCCAUUCUGUUGACCGGUAGAAGACGAGGUGCACUCGUUCAAAUAACUUGAAGACCGGUUCUGUAAGACGUAUGCAGGGCCCCAAAAUAUCGGAUAUUUUGUUGAAGAUAUAGUCGCCAUGGCCUUGUUUACUAUCGUCACGGCCCGUCUCAGACAUCUCUGCGUCGGAAGCACCCUUGCUGCUCUGUCGACUGAGCCCCAGUGAUUGCAAAUUUCGCUGCUGCUGGCUUGAGCGGUAUAGCGCUUUGAUGAUGUCACUCUUGUUUUUCCCUUGGGCUUUGACGUCCUUGGAAACUGUUUUCAGCUCGUCAAGAAGCAAUAAGCCUGCUGCCUCCUCCACAGAUGUUAGACUUUCCGACGAUGUAUCUGCAAAGGUCAUCUGGUCAUCAAUCUGGUAAUCAGAGAGAGCUUCGCCAGUAAGAGGGUCUAUCUCCGAGUCCACUGCUAUAUCUUUCAAUGUUCUUGGGGUUUGUAAACUCGCAAUGGCCGCAUCUGGGUCGGCUAUAUCAUUAUAAUACCCAAGCUUGUCUGAUCGAUGCCAGGCAGCCGUCUUGCGCAAAAAUAACCUUACAUAGCUAGCUGGGGUUAGAACUUAUGUUUAUCUGCAGUAAACAAUGACUUACAGAUAUUGUGCCUCAUAAUCUAAUUCUCUCCAAUAUUGAAAGACGCUCAGCUCCCGCUCAUUGAAGAGCUGCUUCUCCUCGUCCAGUACGGUGUCAAGGGCCAGAGCAAAGGCAUCAACAUAGAUGGAACGGCGACCUUUGAUCCAGAUGGACUUUUCCUUAGCAUCAGAUUCCCCUGAUACCUGCUGAGAAGACUUAAACUCUUCAUAUGCCUCCUCAGCUUCUUCCUGUGUGCCAGUAGGGGGGAGCGCCCGUUCGACGUCUGUUGGGUGAAUUUGGCUCUCAUCAUCAACCAAUUCAAAUGCUGAGUGAUUUGCACCUUCAGAUUGAAACGGGGUAUUGUCCAGUUCUUCAGAAUCCGCAUUGCUUGCUGUGUCGUCUUCCCUCUUUAUCCUCUUGGCUGUCCGCUCUUCAGCCAGUAAAGGCGUAGAGGACCUCGAGGAGUCCAGCUCGCUCUCGGUUGCAGAGAGCUUGCGCACAAAAUUAUUCAUCACCCAUUCAUAUAAUCCAGACCAUUGCUGAUAUACCACGAUCUGAAACAAUUUCAACGCGUCGGACCUACGCUCUUGGUUGCAGGAGGCUUGCACGGCGAGGCACCGUGAAUCUUUCAACGCGAGGUCAGCUGACCCGUUAAACGUCCACGGCGGGACAACGUCGAGGCGACCCGCGUGGAGGGGGAUACCACACUCCCAAGCCUUACAAAAGGACAGAGCCCAACCUGCAAGACAAUGGCAGAGACAAAUUCAACUAUGGAGCAAAGUAUCGAGUCACAGAACGACAGCUCCGUCGCAAACAGCUCCGCAAUUGCGCAGACACAGCCCAAGGACGUCACCAUGUCCGACGCGCCAACAGACUCAGUCGCCUCUCCUAUGCCUCAAAACUCAGCAGAUAGUCCGGCGCCCGGACGAACGGGGACACCUGCGCAAGCUUCUAGAGCUGCGUCGGCGCAUCCAGAUCCAGGUUUUGGCGUUCCAUCCGAGGCAGCACCCCACGGUGACCCGACAAGAAGAUAUCUCAAUACCAAGGUUACUGGCGCAUUGCUGGAGGGCAUGAAGCUGCUUGCCAAGGAGCAACCCGAGGAUCCUCUACGAGUGCUUGGUGAAUUCUUGAUACAAAAGUCAAGGGAGCUAGAGGGGACGAAUUAAGAUGGAGCUUUCGUUGAUAUUUGUGUUUACAUGGAGCAUUGGAGUUAGCUGGAGUCUUAAUAUCAAAAAGAUUUACUUUGAUUCACGACAAGACCAUGAUGUUUUGGGUAUUCAGUUUUUUGAGGUUGGUAGAAUUUGC